UUAUCAAAUAUAGUUUCGACUUUGCUACUUGUCUAGUCACUGGUAGAAACUGAAAUCCGAGAUAGUUGUGAAAGAAUAAGAACUCGAUGUCGACUAAACAACACCAAGUAAUUGUGAUUGGAGCUGGCCUCAGUGGCCUAUGUGCAGCCAAACUUCUCGAUAAAUGGGAUAUUGAUGUUAUAGUACUGGAAGCCAGAGAAAGAGUUGGUGGCCGCACCUUAACUAAACGGGAUCCAAGUGUGAAAUAUGUAGAUUUAGGAGGAUCUUACGUUGGGCCCACUCAGAACCGGUUGUUGCGGUUGGCUAAAGAAUUCGGUGUUGAAACAUAUAAAGUAAACGAAGAAGAGGACUUGGUGUUUUAUGAAAAGGGAUCCCAGAAAAGAUUCAAUUCUGUUGACGCACUUCCAAGGUUCUGGAACCCCCUGGUUAAUCUAGACCUGAACCAUGUUUGGCGUACUAUCGAUAAAAUGGGAGAGGAGAUUCCAGCAGUUGCUCCUUGGAAAGCCCCUAACGCUGAGAAGUGGGAUAGAAUGACUGUUCGACAAUUUAUGGAGGAAACUUGUUUUACAAAGGCAGCUCAAAGUUUACCUUCUGUUUUGUCUGGAAUCAUAGUAGCAACCGAACCUUACGAAUCAUCACUCUUGUGGUUUUUAUGGUACGUCAAACAAUGCGGGGGCAUAAACAGGAUUGCAUCAACAACAAACGGUGGCCAAGAGAGAAAAUUCGUUGGUGGAACUCAGCAGAUUAGUGAGAAUAUUGCAAAACGUUUAGGAGAUCGAGUUCUUCUGAACAAGCCAACCGUUUCUAUUAGUCAACAAGAAGACGUUGUGAUAGUGAGAACAUUAGACGGAGAUGAAUACCAGGGAAAGUAUGUCAUCCUAGCAAUGUCACCUAUUCUUCAAAUGAAAAUUCAUUUUAAUCCACCAUUACCAAUCUUGAGAAAUCAGUUGAUUCAGAGGACACCCAUGGGGAGUGUCAUGAAGUGUAUAUUGUACUACAAGACUCCAUUUUGGAGAGAGAAAGGUUACUGUGGAUCCAUGAUUAUCAAUGAUACCGAUGAACAUCCAGUUUGCUUCUCUCUUGAUGAUACCAAACCAGAUGGGACCGUACCUGCAAUUGUAGGGUUUGUUUCCGGUGAUAAGGUCAGACGUUUGGCAUCGUUGUCUCCAGAAGAAAGGAAGCAACUUAUUGCCAGAAGUUACAGCAAAGUUUUAAAAUCACCAGAAGCUUUGCAGCCUAUUCAUUAUGAGGAAUUUAACUGGAUGGGAGAACAGUACUCAGGUGGAUGUUAUACGGGUACAUGUCCUCCUGGUUUCUUGACUUGUUAUGGAAGGGUGCUUCGUGAGCCAAUCGGACGGAUGCAUUUUGCUGGGACAGAGACUGCCACUUAUUGGUCGGGUUAUAUGGAAGGGGCUAUCGAAGCUGGUGAACGGUCUGCACGAGAAGUUUUGAACACAAUGGGACUGCUUUCAAGUCACUUGAUAUGGCAAGAAGAACCUCCUUCAGACAUUAUUCCUAUAAAGCCAUUUAAAGCCAGUUUUUUGGAGCGUAACUUACCGUCUGUCCAAGGACUAUUGAAGUUGAUAGCUGUGUCAACCAUUCUUGAAAUGGCAGCAGUCGGUGCGUUCUACUACUUGAGAUUUGUCAAAAAAUAAAUCACCACCAAGUUUGAAAACAAGAAACCUUUAAAAUGAUAUGUUAUACUUUCAUGUAAAUCAUUCUUAUAUUAAUUUUUUGUAUUAUAAAAUCUGUAGACUAGCUUCUUCGAUCUUGAAAAGUUUUGAGGUUAACAUAUAAAUGUAACUUGUGAAAGUAAUGAGUUACAUCCGUAGAGAUGAUGUAAAAUAUCAGUUGAAUUUGAUUUUCUCUAGAUGGCGCCUGUUGUAAACUAGAUGAUUGGUAAACUAAGAAUGGAAAAUUGUCAUUUGAACUAAUCGAAUAACUUGUAAUUUCAUCAGCUAUAACAGCAUACGAAAGUUGUUGUAACGGAAAUAGCACUCAAUGUAACGCUAUAUAUACAAGCGAAUGUUGUGCUGAAAAUCAGAAAGUAGAAUACGAAUAAAAACUAGUGUCAAUAAACAAGAAAUAAUAAAGAGAAGUAGUAAGCUGUA
Limulus polyphemus (Atlantic horseshoe crab) is the source of this 2111-nucleotide messenger RNA. Its product is annotated as amine oxidase [flavin-containing] B-like. The coding region runs from base 87 to 1655 and encodes 522 amino acids. Gene Ontology annotation, molecular function: oxidoreductase activity. The transcript has 14 exons. The record is from RefSeq and is a predicted model, not a curated record. Lineage: Eukaryota; Metazoa; Arthropoda; Merostomata; Xiphosura; Limulidae.